Messenger RNA from Penicillium oxalicum, 1041 nucleotides. Its product is annotated as glycoside hydrolase family 75 protein. Lineage: Eukaryota; Fungi; Ascomycota; Eurotiomycetes; Eurotiales; Aspergillaceae. The transcript has 7 exons. Gene Ontology annotation, molecular function: chitosanase activity. Bases 1 to 1041 code for a protein of 346 amino acids. The record is from RefSeq and is a predicted model, not a curated record.
AUGGCAAUCAAAUUCUCUGCCCUCGCGGCAUCUCUCGCUCUGGCGGCGCCAGCUUUGGCACAAAGCGUCAAUGGCGCGGAUUACAAUUCCCCCACUGGUGGUCCUCCAGCCAGUUUCUUCGCCGCGGGCUCGAGCAUUCCUGUGUCGGCACUGAAGAGCGCUGCUGCCAAGGCUAGUGUUGCGGCUCGAGACUCAACUUAUCCCGUCAAUGGCGACGGCGGCGCUGCCAGAGUCACGAUCCAUAGCGACUGGAGCGGCUUCAGCGAGGGUGCCGCGUUUGUCUGGACCGCUGAUAUGGAUGUGGACUGCGAUGGUCUGGACUACAAAUGCAAGGGCAAUCCCGAUGGUCAGCCAAACACCAACUUCGGUGCUCUGGCGGCCUACGAGGUGCCUUUCAUUGUCAUUCCGGACAAAUUUGCUACUACUUACGAGAGCGUUCUGCCCGGCAACAACAUUGGAGCCGUCAUUUGCGACGGUAAAAUGUUCUACGGUAUCUUCGGCGACACUGAUGGCGACAGCCCUCAGGUCAUCGGAGAGGCUUCGUGGUUGAUGGCCCGUACCUGCUUCCCUGACGACGACUUGAAUGGAAACAGUGGGCAUGGUGAUGUUGAUGUGACCUAUAUUAUGUUCACGGGGAGUGAUGCCGUUUUGCCCAAGAGCGCCCUCAACAAAAACUACAUCACCAACUUCAGUACGCUUCGCUCAAUGGGCGACAAGCUCAUGACUGCUCUGGCGAAGAAUCUCAACCUGAUCUCCGGAGGCGGUAGUAGCCCAACCACUUUCGCUACCACCACCACUAAAUCUGGCAGUGAACCAACUGGAAGCUCAUGCGCUUGGGCUGGUCACUGCGAAGGAGCUUCUUGCUCCGGCAACGGUGACUGCUCUGGAAAUCUUGCCUGCAUCAGCGGCAAGUGUGCAACGGACCCCUCUCUUGACGACUCUUGCGAUUGGGAGGGACACUGUGCUGGUGACUCUUGCUCAUCAUACAAUGACUGCUGGGAUCAAUUGGUCUGCAAGAGCGGAGUGUGCUCCAGUCUCUAG